AUGUGGGUUGGGCUUAAUCGCUUAUGUCGAACGGAAGCCACUUUGUAGAUAGGUAAACGAAAAGAGGGAGUCCGAGUCUAAGCAACGUUACGAGUAGAAACGAAACGGUUUGCGCUUUAGGAAAGAUACGUCUUUAUUUCCUGAUUCGGUGCGAUCAUAUCAAACUGGGAAUCUCGGCAGAUCAAAUCUUCUGCUUUGGAACACUCAUCAGAGGUAAAGGAAAUAUGGGUAACACACGCAGUUACUCAAAACCAAGUAUGUCUGAUGCAAAAGAACGCAGUUACUCAAAACCAAGUAAAUUUGAUGCAAAAGAGUUUGAUAAGCCCUCCGAACAACAAGUUAUAUCAACAAAAGAUCUCAUACUACAGAAAGCUAAGCUCUUUUCGGAUGACUACCCUACCUAUGAUGAUCCUAUCAUCUGGGGCGUAUUAACGGCUAUCACCAAGCGUGCAAUUGAUGGCAGGAGCUACCAGGGAUACCAGGGACACUGUAUUGACUUGAAGAUGACUGAGCAUUGCAUUGGCCUAGUAUUGAAGGAAAUGUAUUUCCAAAUUCCAAACGAGGCGGUCAACAAUGGCUAUGGAAUAUAUAUUGCCAGAGUUGAUAGUGAAGCAGCAAAGCAUCUUGGGACCUAUUAUCCAGCUGUCUUCUUGUGGGACAUUAGCGCAUUUGACACAUAUGUCAAUUGGAAAAAGUUGACUAAAGGAGAAGCUGUGAAUAUUUUUCACGGAGAUAUCAUCUCUCUUUUCGCUGCUCCUGAUGAUGUUAAUGCAGUUGGAUAUGUAUAUCAAAUGGCAUAUAGGUUAAGUCCUUGGCAAGAAGUUAGAGUAGCAGCAAGCCAUCACCAAUUUGAAGCAUUGCAGAAGGAAUUUGCAGAGAUGAAAUUGUUGUGUGUAAAAGAGCGUGUAGAACUCAAGGCUGACAUCAUGGCUGAACUCAGGACUGAACUUAAGUCUGAACUCAGGACUGAACUUCAGUCUGAACUCCUGACUGAACUCAAGUCUGAACUCAGAACUGAACUUCAGGCUGAACUCAGGGCUGAAUUCAAGACUGAACUCAUGUUACCAGGUUUCAAAUGAGUUAUGAUCUAGCCUUGAUGGCUAUGUUAAUGCCAGAGCUAUUUUAUGCUUUUAAUUAUAAGAUGCUGAAUGUUAUUACUAAAUAAAGUUGCAUCUGGAAACCUCAUAUGGGUUGGCUUAUAAAUUAGCAAAUUGACUCUGUAGCUGUAUUUAUGGUGUGCGAUCUUGAUGCUAAUGGCUAUUUCUACUCGUGUGCUAACUGUUGAAUGUUGUCUUGUAAUGAAAAGAUUAUGGGUAUGCUAUUCCUUGUUUUACUUGC
Molecule: messenger RNA, 1338 nt
Organism: Tripterygium wilfordii
Lineage: Eukaryota; Viridiplantae; Streptophyta; Magnoliopsida; Celastrales; Celastraceae
Exons: 5
Coding region: 225-1079 (284 amino acids)
Molecular function (GO): protein binding
Source: RefSeq, a predicted model, not a curated record